Molecule: messenger RNA, 357 nt
Organism: Trametes versicolor FP-101664 SS1
Lineage: Eukaryota; Fungi; Basidiomycota; Agaricomycetes; Polyporales; Polyporaceae
Exons: 1
Source: RefSeq, a predicted model, not a curated record
AUAGUCCUCGCGAUUUUUAGCCGCACCGGCGGAAAAGCGCGCGCGCACGCGUGGCAAACUAACUCGAGCAAUAUCGGGCUCGUUUCGUACGUCCUGGUUCAGAUCUACGAAAGCACACUCCCGGGACGGUUCCGGGCCAUUCACGGCGAUCUGGCCUUCCUCCAAGUCUCAAGGUUUGUCCAUCUCCCAUCCGACCAAUUCCUAUUGAGGUUGGAUCCGAGUUCGACACUUCUGGGCCCGGACGCCCGGAUGCUCGAGCUGGACUCCGCAAGUUACCGCAUCUUCCAGACCCUGGAGUCCGCUAUCCAGAAGCUCGCAACAUCGAUCAAGACCCUAAAUUCUGCAAAGAGGAAGAAG